This is a messenger RNA of Hemibagrus wyckioides, 1092 nucleotides long. RefSeq names its product C-C chemokine receptor type 5-like. Gene Ontology annotation, molecular function: chemokine receptor activity. The record is from RefSeq and is a predicted model, not a curated record. Bases 1 to 1092 code for a protein of 363 amino acids. Gene Ontology annotation, cellular component: membrane. The transcript is spliced from 2 exons. NCBI's taxonomy places the organism in Eukaryota, Metazoa, Chordata, Actinopteri, Siluriformes, Bagridae. Gene Ontology annotation, biological process: chemotaxis; G protein-coupled receptor signaling pathway; immune response.
AUGUUGGUUGUUAGCUGGAUUUCAUUAUAUAAUAAUCUGACUUCUGAAGACUAUUCUGAUUACUACAACUUAACUGAGGACGACUUCUCACCCCACAACACCAACAACAUAAAGGCCUUCAGCAGAGUCUUCCUCCCUACAAUCUACAGCAUCGUCUUCAUCGUGGGGUUAAUUGGCAACGGCCUGGUGUUGUGUGUCCUGGUCAAGUACCAGAAAAGGUCCAACAUAUCAGAUGUGUGCCUCUUCAACCUGGCCCUUUCAGACCUCCUUUUCCUUCUCUCAUUGCCUUUCUGGGCUCAUUACGCCGCCAUCACUCAGUGGGUCUUUGGGAGAUUCAUGUGCCAUGCAGUGACAGCACUGUACAUGCUGGGAUACUAUGGAAGUAUCUUCUUCAUGAUGCUCAUGACCAUAGACCGCUAUGCUGUCAUUGUCCACACCCAUACCUCUCUCCUCUCCAAGAACUGGUCUGUCAGAGCAAUCAUAGCCCUGAUUUUGUUUACGUGGACACUCAGCCUGGUAGCUUCUCUGCCAACCAUCAUUUUCUCAAAAGCAACGAAGUUAAACAUCACAAAUCAAUGCAUGUGUAUUGUGGAAUAUCCAAACCUGAAAUGGAGGCUGUUCUUUUACAUCGAGCUGAACAUCCUCAGCUUAAUCAUUCCUCUCUCAGUGAUGGUGUUCUGCUACUCACGUAUCAUCACCAUUUUAAUGUCCAUGAAGUCUCAGAAGAAACACAAAGCUGUCAGACUCAUGCUGGUCUUGGUCAGUGUUUUCUUCAUUUUCUGGACGCCUUACAACAUUGUCAUCUUCCUGAAGUUCCUGUAUCAACUGGUUUAUAUAAACACCGGUCAGUGGUAUCAGGACCUGAACAUGGCUAUACAGUGGGUGGAAAGCAUAGCAUUCACUCACUGCUGCCUCAACCCCAUCAUCUAUGCCUUUGUGGGGCAGAGAUUCAGGAAUUUAUUUCUAAAGAUCCUGAAGGAGUGGUUUCCUCUCUGCUUUGGUCAGUGCCCAAUAAUUGAAAGUGAGUGCUCACAGAGGAUGACCACUAUGUACUCAUGCUCCUCAGUGACAGAUCAAAGUCAAAACAUUUAA